Messenger RNA from Cheilinus undulatus (humphead wrasse), 4519 nucleotides. Its product is annotated as interferon-induced protein with tetratricopeptide repeats 1-like. Lineage: Eukaryota; Metazoa; Chordata; Actinopteri; Labriformes; Labridae. Gene Ontology annotation, biological process: defense response to virus. Gene Ontology annotation, molecular function: protein binding. The record is from RefSeq and is a predicted model, not a curated record. The coding region runs from base 33 to 1415 and encodes 460 amino acids. The transcript has 2 exons. Gene Ontology annotation, cellular component: cytosol.
UGGCCGUCCCGUCAUUUUGGUUCUAAGAGUAUAUGAAUAACUAUACCAGAACUCAGACUGAACUAUCAACGGUCAGGAAAAUGCCGAAACGAGGAAAAGGCAAAAACAAGAGUGCCACCAUGAGUGACAGGAGAUUUAAAGCCAAGCUGGAGGCCCUGCAGUGCCACUUCACUUGGUAUCAGGACCCCAAUGAGUCCAGACUUUUACGGCGGAAGGAAAAGCUGGAGGACAUUGGCACCGAGGCGGGAAACCCUUGGCUGGGCCACAUCUACAACCUGCGGGGGUUCUUUGAGUUCAAGCUGGGCUUCACUGAAGACGCUCAAAGACUGUUCCAGGAGGCUGCAGAGACCUUCAGCCAGAUACGACAUGUAGACGAGGGCCCCUGGUUGGUGGUGAACUAUGGGAACAUGGCCUGGCUGCACCACCACCUCGGAGAACAGGAAGAGAGUCAGAAGUACCUGUCCAAGGUGGAUGACCUGAUUCGAAGAUACCCAUCUCCAUCCCCGGGCCAGCACCACCCAGAGGUCUACGCUGAGAAAGCCUGGAGUUUGAUGAAGUUUGGUGCAGUGCAGAGCCUAAAUGCUGCAGAGUGCUUCGAGAAAGCCAUCAGCAUGCAGCCGGACAGGGCAGAGUGGAACACCAGCUAUGUUAUAGGGUUAGCGAGCUCCAAAAAGCACCAAGACAUCGACAGCGAACUGCUGGAGAAAAUUAAACUAGCAAAGGAACAGGAUGCAGAGAAUUUGUACCUCGCUGCUGUCUACCUUACACGACUUGCCAAGAAAGGGGAAAAAGUGGAGGAUGAAGUGCGUGAGUUAGGAAGGCAGAUCUUAAAGAAUCCGGUCAGCAGCUACAGUGGUAUAAAGCCAUUACUAAGAGUUUACUCUAACCAUGUAUCUGCAGAUGAGGCCAUUGAUUUGGCUGAGGAGGCUCUAAAUAAACACCCAGGCCAGCGUUAUCUUAAACGGUGUGUUGCACUCUGCUACAAAUGGAGGAUUAUGUUUGUCAGGGAGGGUCGACAAAGGCCAGGGAUGAUAGACCGAGCGAUCAGUCUCCAUAAGGAGGUGAUUUCUCUUUACCCCAACUCUUCCUUCGUCAAGAAAAUCGACCUUGCAAACAUGUAUGCAAAAUCGAGUAAUGAGAAGGCUAAAUGUGAGCAGAUCUACCAGAAACUGCUCCGCAGGGAUCUGGAGCCUGCAGAAAAACAGCUUCUUUACAACAAGUUCGCAAAUUAUUUACACUAUGAUAAGAAGGAUCACCAAGGGUCCAUUCAGUUCCACAUGAGGGCUGCUUCAAUACCAGCACAGAGCUUCUAUCGUGAUGAAAGUAUCAGAGCUCUGACGAGAAUAAAAGACACCACAACCUGGAACCGAAGGGCUCAAGAUCUUGAGCAGUUUCUGGCUAAGCUGAAACUGUAGAGUUCUCCAGAAGAACAGAGGUAUAUUGUAGGAAUUUGUAGGAUUAGUCAACUAAAAGAUUAACAUCAGAUAGACUACAAGUUCUAGUAACUCUAAAUCAAAUCAGAAACAGAGCCGUCCACCACUAGCAGGUACGACCACACAGCUAUAAUGCUAGACAACCUGGACAUAAACAAGGCCAUUUUCUGGAUAGCAACAAAAAUGUUUUUCAGGAGCAGGGAACCAUUUCAAGAAGGAAGUUCAACAAACUCAGAGUAACCCUUGGCUCUGAGGGAAUCAACCCUCAGAUAAGAAACCCCGAGUUUUCAGUUCCAGGAAAAGCAAAUUUAAUUCAGUUCAAUCAACUCGGAGAUAUCUAAAUAAACUCUGAGUCAGUUAAAUCAACUCAGACUCAGUUAUAUUAACUUAGAGUUACAUAAAUCAACUCUGGGUUAGUUCAGUCAACUAGGAUUUAAUUAAAUUGAAGUCUGAGUUAGUUCAAUCAACUCUGACUCAGUUCAAUCAAUGCAGGGUUAAUUAUUUCAACUCUGAGUUGGUUUGAUCAACUCUUAGUUAAACCAACUCUGAGUUACAGAAAUCAACGCUAAAUCAGUUCAAUUAAAGUUAAAUAAAUCUACUAAUUUAGCUCCAUUAAUUCGGGAUUAGUUAAAUAAACCCUGAGUUAGUUAAAUCAACUAAACGUUUGUUAAAUCAUCUGAGUCAGUGAAAUCAAUCAACUCUGACUGAGUUAAAUCAACUCUGGAUCAGUUGAGUCAACUGAGUAAGCAUCCACACUAUUGAUUUUCGUGUCGGCCAUUUUUCUGCUUCCGUGCCAGCUAUCUCCUCCUUCAUACUGUGUCAUAUCGGCACCGUUUACACUUUAAAAAAUUCAGUUUCUACGUCAUUCAACUGCUAUGAUUUCUCUCAUUCCUAACUUUUAGGGUUUUUUAAAUAUUUAACUUUAACAAUGUUCAACAGAUGGCAAAAUUUCACAAAUCCGCACUUUUUUCAAGUCCUCAUAACUUUGCCAUUUCUUGGGCUAUUUUCACUUUUCUACUAUCAUACCCUGCAGCUUCUUGUGCUCUUUUCAGCUAUUUUUAAUACUUUAUUAUACUAUUUAUACUUUUUCAACAAUUUUGCUUUCUGCUGAUCAAACUUUAUCUCAGACAUUUUACAGUGGAGUACAUGGAGAGACUUAGAGUGAUGACAUCAUCACUAGACUGCAGGAGAAGGGUUGUGAGUAGAAAAAACAGCUCUCCUGAAAAAAAAAACAAAAAAAAAAACAUUUGCUCCAGAGAAAUAACAAAUAUGGCAGAACAUAGCCACAUAUCCGCUCUUGCUCACAAAAAAGAUUUAAGGUCAAAAGGAUCAACAGUUUUCGCGAAGUGAGCUUCAAAGCGUGACCAACACCCCUUCAGCUGCUCAUCUACACUAAUAUUAAUUCCAUCCUGAGGUUCUCAGCGUGGGCUUUUGGAACCACUUUUUUAACUUACUCUUGAAGUAUGAUUUUUUGCUUCCCACACAUAAAAAUAUAUCGCCACGUUCAGCAACUUCUGCUGAUUCCCAUGAUACCUUUGGUUUUCUGCUAGGUUUCACAAGUACAGCUUGAAUUGACUUUAUUUGAGUGCAUGUUCUGGCCACUCAACUCAGUUUUCUGGGCUGUUUUAACAGACUCUUUCACAGGGGUGACUAAUUAGCUUUGACCUCAGCUGUGACUGAUGAGCUAUGAUGUAAUACAGGCUCUGACCAUAGCGACCUGGGAGUCUUUCAGACACACACACCACACAUCAACACUCUCUUACACUGUCACAUACAAGUGGCUUUAUCAUUUUUAAAUUUGAAAAAUAUUAUAAAACAAUGUGCUUAAGUGUAAAUUUUCAGACAAAAUUCUAAAUGGCUCUCUUCUAAUUUUUUAAUUUUUUUUUUACAUUUUUCACUAAUCAGGUAUUGCACUCCUCAGCUUUAUGCAGUUUUCAACCAUUUUUAUGCCUUUUAGCUAUUUAUUAUUUUCAGCUAUUUUAUGCUUUUAAGCCCUUUAUGCUAUUUAGAGAUUUUUAUGCUAUUUUCAGCUAUUCUUUUGCUUUUUCAGCAAUUUUUUCCACAGUUCAGCUCUCAGUAUCCCCACGCUAUUUCAGCUGAAGUUGUAUUUUUUUCUAGUCAAUUCUAAGUUCAUUUUAAAAAGUCUGAGUUACUUUAAAACACUCUGAGUUAGUUAAACCAGUGAAAUUAAUAGUGUCAUGUUCUGUCCUGUAUCUAUCUGGUAUCGAGACAGUACCAUCUUUUACUGAGUCUGAAUGAUUUCCAAAUAUUUUUAGAAAUUUGGCCCGAUUUUGUCCUGAUGGAACCUGUGGAGGGUCCAGAGGCUAGAUCAGAGGAUUACUGAUAUAAAACAGUAAAAAUGGAAGAAAAUAAGUUGGAUAGACAAGUUUAACAGUUAACAAUGAAGCCGCUUCCACUGUUGACCCAUGAAAACCCACGUAAAUAAGGGACAAACCUUAAAAAUGAGCGUUUUAUUACAGAAUUUAUGCACUUUCAUCUGGAUUAUGAUGACGUUUUUUUCUUAAUGAUCAUGUAGCCAAAGAUUUAAAGUUAUUCUGUCUGUUUUUAAACAUUGUCAUUAAUGUAAAAGUAAAGAAAUGUGAUUUCUUGUGAAUUUGAUUUCUCUUAAUGCACCUAAACCUGCAGUUUGACGACUUUAUUCUUUGCACUUGUAUUUUGAGUUUAAUGAUUUUGUGGUUUUAUUGAAUUUUGUGUAAUGCUUUUGCCUUUGUAGGACACUUUGAGUUGUUUCUGUAAAAUUAUUUCAGAUAAAUUCCCUACAGGGACAGUAAAGUCUGUCUUCUCAUCGAUAAACCAGCCUCAGUUUGUGACGUUAUCUAAGCAUUAUUUUGAUGUUUAGCAAAAUUACAGCCAGAUGAAACUGACUGUAUGCUGUGAAGCGUUAUUGUCAUUGUACUGACAAAAAUGGAGUUAAAUAAAAAUCCACUGUUUUAUGAAUAGAAAAAAGGGAAAACUGAGGUUUAAUGUGGAAACACUCAGAGGUCAUAACUCUUUGUUGUGUUAUUACUGGAAAACUGCAUUGUUGUUUUUUCUCAUUUAGAUUGAAAUAAAGUUUUAAAUCUUUA